AACGUCAGUGUUGAACAUGGAAAUUUUUGAUCAAUAUUAACGUGCACAACAAUCAUCAUCAUUACAAUCUUAUAUUAUGGAUCAUCGUUCAAUGACAACAAAGACGACAACGGCGACGACUACAACGAUAACAACAACAAACACAACAAAUACAAUGCCAUUGGAAGCACUUGAAUAUCCAUAUCAAGUAUUUCUCAUAACUCUUUAUUCAUUAACAGCUUUAUUUGCAUUCAUAUCAAAUUUUUUGACCAUUAUUGUCAUGAUAAAUGGUAAACGUUGUAUUGGUGGUGAUAUGAGAAAAUUCAUUAUCAAUCUAUCUAUUACCGAUUUAUUGAUGGCCAUUUUUACCAUACCAUUCACAUAUACAAAUUAUAUGCUUGGAAGAUGGAUAUUCAUAGCGAUAAUGUGUCCAAUAGUUAAUUGUGCACAAUUGACAACAAUUACUGUUAGCAUCUAUACAUUGGUUGCUAUUGCUAUUGAUCGUUAUAUGGCUAUUAUGUAUCCAUUACGUAAAUCAAUUUCCUGGUUUAAACGACAUCGAACAUUUAUUGUCAUUUUAAUUUGGAUUUUCGGUAUUUGUCUUGGAAUUUCACAAAUUUUUGUCACUGAAACAGAUACAUUUGAACAUAAUGGCCAUAAAUAUAUAUCUUGUGAUGAACGUUGGAAACCGGAAAGUAUUGAAGGCCGUCUAUAUACAAUAUUUAUAUUUGCAACAACAUUUGCCAUACCAAUGUCAGCAUUUUGUAUUAUCUAUACGGCAAUGGGUUGGAAAAUAUUUCGAUAUCAAGGACCUGAAUAUCAAUUACGUUUACAAAGUCUUCAUAAUCAUUUUCAUCAUCAAAAUAAUAAUGAAAUUCAAAAAAAGAUAUAUAAUAAUGACGACGAUGUUGUUGAUGUUGAUGAUGAUUUGACCAAAAGAAUUGGCCACAUUGAUUAUCAUUAUAUGAUAAAAAACAAAAAUGACAUAGAUACAAAUGCAAUUGAUUCCGAUGCUAAUAUUUGUUUGAAAUCUUGUAAUAAUAAAAACAAUAAUAAUAUUGUUCCAUCAUCAAAUCAUCAUCUAAUACAAUGUGUUUAUUAUGAGACGAAAAAUCAAUCAUUAUAUACAACAGAAUCAAUACAGACAAAAUAUUGUAUCAAUAAUAACAACAAUAAAUUUAGCAAUUUAAAUGGCCAUAAUAAUAAUAAUAAUCAUCAUCAUUAUUAUCAAUUAUCAAAUCAUCAUCCACAAACAAUAAUGACAACACCACAUAUUGCUGCAACGCAAAUAAAUUCCAAUAAAAUUAUGGAUCCAGUUAAUCAUCGUUCAACAAGAUUUAUUAGUAAUCGUCGCCAUAAGAUAUUGAAGAUUCUCAUUACGAUAAUUGGUGUAUUUACCAUCUGUUGGCUACCAAUACAAUUAUUCAACAUACUUAUCUAUUUUAAAAGAAAUUUUCUUCAUGUUGAUUCAGCAUUCAAAUAUUAUGCAUUUGUUGGUAGUUAUUUUUUCUGUCAUUGGAUAUCAAUGGCACAUAGUUUUAUGAAUCCAAUUAUCUAUUCAUUUAUGAGUAAAAAUUUUCGAUCAGAUUUGCGGAUAAUUUUAACAAAAUUUUGGAAUAAUUGGAAAAAAUACAACCAUCGUUAAUGAACCAACAUAAUAUAAAGAAUUAACAAAUCAAUGGAUUACACUCAUAAUUCAAUCGUAUUUUUUUUGUCAAUAAAUAAAUGGAUAAUUCUUUUUU
Messenger RNA from Dermatophagoides farinae (American house dust mite), 1721 nucleotides. The record is from RefSeq and is a predicted model, not a curated record. NCBI's taxonomy places the organism in Eukaryota, Metazoa, Arthropoda, Arachnida, Sarcoptiformes, Pyroglyphidae.